GCGAAUGAAUAUCUUUUGCGUUUGUUCAGAGACAUAAGAAUAACCACGACAACAGCAUCACUAUAAGGAAACGCACUCCUCAAGUUCUCUUACAAUGCUAAUGAGAUUCGGUUCCUUUUGAUUUCGGUACCUCAUCAGUCACACGCACAAGAUAUCUCUCAGCCGAUUUUACGUGCUUGAAGAGUUUCAAGGCGCCAUUCACCAAACGGAUUCUUCCUUGCUGAUAACUUACAAUACAAGCUAGUUUGUUUGAAGCAAUUACUAUCACCAACAAAAUAAAUUAUAAAGUAGGAAAAACAGAAAACGGAAGUGAAUAGCAAUUAGCAUUUGAUAGAUAGAGUAGAAACAAAUGGAAAUGAUGAAUGAUGACAAAUCGGAUCGCAUAAAACAAGAUCAUAUUCAGAAUAUCAUGAAAGAAAUCAUACCAAGUAUAAAAAAUCAAAGCAAUGGCAUCAAUGGAUGCACAAAAAAUGCAGACGAAAACGAACACUACGAACUUGCAGAGGCAAAAAAUAGCGUUAAAUACAUCAAACAUUUUGUAACAAAAAUGAAGCCUAUAAUCGAUCAGAAUGCUGCGAAACCGAAAGAUUAUGAUAAAUGGACGGAGGAAGAACAAAUCAAACAUAUUAUAGAUAACAUAAAAACAUAUAUGCCAAGUAUACCGCAAUCCUUAUUAUUUUUUAUAUCAGGCACAUUAUAUCGAGGAGAUUGUGGUCGAAAUUCGAUGGACAAACCACUCUGGCUGGACAUGGAAAAAUUCCAGAGAGGUCAAAAAUUCGUGCUAGAUUAUUUUGUGUCAAUUUCUUUUGCUAAUAUAAUAUCGCUUUUCCAGAUAUUCGCUUUUACAGGUGCUCUUAAACCGCUCAUCUUCAGUCAAAAAUCUCACACGCCGUAUUUAGCGUUUAAAAGGUAUUUGUCUACGAUUUGUUAUAUAAAAAGUUGGAUGACGGAAGAUCCGUGGACUGUGGGCACGCGAGCAUAUAACGAUAUACAAACUGUGCGUAGAAUGCACCGUGCAAUCCGAUUGAAACUUUGUGAAAAAGAUACUGAGGAGAUCGAAAUGGCUUCUAAAAUUCCAAAUCCAUGGUGUCCUAAUAGAGAAAUAAUUUCAGAAGAUUUAUCUUCCUGUCCAUAUCCGACUAUAGAAAAUGGUUGUAUCAAUGUACUGAUCAAACUCACAGGGUUGAAUCAAGCAGAUAUGGCAGCCACGCAAUUUGCUUUCAUAGGGAUGAUUUUGUUGUAUCCUCAAGAAUUCGGCAUUUAUGUUAGCGAUGAAGAUAUGGCAGCCUUUUGUCACACAUGGAGAGGUCUAGGAUAUCUUCUUGGCAUAGAGGAUCAAUACAAUUUCUGUCGCGGAAGUCUGAAGGAAAUUAAACAAAGAUCACGCGACUUCAUCGAAGUUUGGACGAAGUCCUAUUUGAGGCAAGCACUGCCCGAAUGGGAACAUAUGUUGAGAUGCGUAAUAGAAGGUUCUUCUUAUUUUAUGGGAUUUUUCACAUUUAAGAUGACACUACUGUUUCUCACUAAUUUAUUGAACAUAGAUAUGCCACGUAUGCGAAGUACGCUCACUUAUUAUGAACGAUUUAAACUCAUUAUAAGUCAAUAUUUCAUGUCCUAUAUUAUAAGGAUACGAUUUAUAAGAGAGUUUCUGACUAAGAAAUUUUAUGAGAAAAUGGAUGAAGCAAUCAAAUAUAGGCCUAAAAAGCAUAUGGAAUUUAAAAAGAGAUCUCAAAAGACUUUAGCUGAGGGCCUAUAAUAUUUAUAUACAGACUCGGAGUUUUACUUAUAUACAUUAUUAGAUAUUAGUUAAUAAACAUCAGCAUUAAUAGGUAUCAGUAUUAAUAUAAUAGUAGAUAUCAAUGUAAAAUAAUAUUAUAAUAUAAUACAAUAUAAUAUAAUAGAUCAUAUUGUAAUAUUAGAUCAUAUUGAUAGCUUAAGUUAUGGGCUAAGUUAUGGAAUAAUCAUAGUAAAAAUACGAAAAAAUGUGUGUUACUCACGCUUAAACUUUUUCAUAUAAAUCAGAAUUUAUAACAUUUCUAUGAAAUAUGUAAGGCUAAAGUACUUUAUAUAAUAAAAAAAAUCCCAUUAACACAAA
Messenger RNA from Atta colombica, 2095 nucleotides. RefSeq lists its product as uncharacterized. The record is from RefSeq and is a predicted model, not a curated record. The coding region runs from base 350 to 1756 and encodes 468 amino acids. Lineage: Eukaryota; Metazoa; Arthropoda; Insecta; Hymenoptera; Formicidae. The transcript has 5 exons.